Staurois parvus is the source of this 948-nucleotide messenger RNA. Lineage: Eukaryota; Metazoa; Chordata; Amphibia; Anura; Ranidae. The record is from the annotation of a GenBank genome assembly.
GCACAUGGCUACCGAGACUACGAAUCAGAUUUUAGCGAUGAGGAUGAAGAACUGGACAGAAAUGCAAAGAAAAGACGCAGUAAAGAAGAUGAAGCUUUGAUUAAGAAGCCAUUCCAGAAAGAGAGACAUGGGAAGGUGGCACACAAGAGGGUUGCAGCAGAGGAAUGUGACAGGGAGGAGGCGCGAAAUUGGCGAUUUCAUCUAAUAUCAAUGGAUGCUUUUGCCAGACAUCAAAAGUUUGUCAAUGAUUACAUAUUGUAUUAUGGAGGUAAACUAGAAGACUUCAAACUUCCAAAAGGAGACCGUAAAACAGACCUGGAUGUCAUUCGAGAAAACCACAGAUUCCUUUGGCAGGAGGAAGAUGAAGAGGAAAUGACUUGGGAGAAGAAACUUGCAAAGAAAUAUUACGAUAAAUUAUUUAAAGAAUAUUGCAUAGCCGAUCUCAGCAGAUACAAGGAGAACAAGUUUGGAUUUCGAUGGAGAGUGGAAAAAGAAGUCAUCUCUGGAAAAGGUCAGUUCUCUUGUGGGAACAAGCGCUGUGAUGAGAAGGAAAGCCUGAAAAGCUGGGAGGUCAAUUUUGGUUAUAUUGAACAUGGAGAGAAGAAGAACGCUCUUGUAAAGCUAAGGUUGUGCCCAGAAUGCUCCUACAAACUGAAUUUUCAUCACAAGAGAAGAGAGGUCCAGCCAAAGGCUAAGAAAAAGAAGGCUUCAGAAGAUACAGGAGAACCUUGUAGAAAGAAGUCUAAGCAUUCCCACUCUCACAAGAAGAGAAAAGACAAAUCCACACACAGACAUGAGGAUUCCAGUGAAGAAGAUACAGAUAAUGAUCAGGAAGAUGGCAAUGAUGAAACAGCCAAUAGCGAUUUCUGGAAAGGUCCUCAACAAGAACCAGAUGAAAAAACACGGGAAGAAGAGUUUGAUGAAUAUUUUCAAGAUAUGUUUCUGUAA